AUGACAAUUACGACAAAAAAAUUCUACCUUCUAUCGUUAUUGUGCUUAACAUUUUUAUGGACGAUAGUAAGAUGUCAGAAUAGUUUAAAUAUUAUAAGACAGUGGGUGGCACUGGAGUUCGAAUAUCCCAAUGAAGAAUCUCGCGUCAGAGCUAUAGCUAAUAAGUAUUAUGUUCCCGGUUUAUCAGUGCCUGUUGAUGUUGACGCAUAUUAUGGAUACGGGUCACAAAAUCCUCGAAUCUUCAUCACAGUACCUCGGAUUAAUGUCGGCCGACCAAUAACGUUGGGUACGCUGGAUGAAAAUGGGCUCAUAUCAGGCUACCCAGACUAUUCUUGGAACGAUAACCAAGGAAGAAAUUGUGAAGGACUCACUUCUGUGUUCAGAGUCGCUAUUGACAAUUGCCAUCGAUUGUGGGUUAUGGAUACUGGCCUCAUUGGCAGACAACAAAAGUGCCGGCCACAACUUCUUGCAUUCGACUUAAGAACAGAUCAAUUAAUUUAUCGCCACAGAGUGCCUUCAGAAAAUUUUAUGGCAAAUUCACAAUUUGUAACUCCGGUAGUGGAUGUAAGGGGUUCUGGUCCAGAUGACUGUGCUGAUACAUUUGUAUAUGUGGCUGAUGUGUUUGGCUUUGGACUACUAGUAGUUGACGUCGCCAGAAAUCGUUCUUGGAGAGUCACUCAUAGAUAUUUCUACCCAUAUCCUUCACGCGGCCUCUUUAAUAUUGACGGGCAAAUCAUCGAGAAUAUGGACGGUGUUUUGGGCAUGGCAUUAUCACCAUACAUUAAGGGAUGUGAUCGUUUGUUAUAUUUUCACUCAUUUGCUUCGACCACUGAAAAUGUAGUGAGAACAAGCUUAUUACGAAAUGAUUCAUUUAUUCAAAAUUCAAAUGCCAAUCCCACUUCUAAGGGCAACGUCUUUCGAGAAGAACGUCCAAGUCAGUCUGCGGCACAAGCAAUGGAUAACGAUGGCGUUUUAUAUUUCGGUCUCAUAGAACCGCUAAGCAUAAUGUCCUGGAACACGUCCACAAAUUUCUCUCCCCAUAAUUUUAACCAGAUUGCAGUCAAUGGAGAGUUAUUACCCAUUUCAUUCGGUAUGAAAGUUGUUAACAAUCCUAAAGGUCAUCAAGAAUUGUGGCUAAUGACAACAAACUUGUACAGAACACUUACUAGGACUCUCACACCAGACAGAAUAAAUUUCAUAAUUCAUGCUGGAGACAUUCCAGCAUUUGAAAAGUAGAAGACGAUAUUAAAAAACAGAGAA
Molecule: messenger RNA, 1260 nt
Organism: Danaus plexippus (monarch butterfly)
Lineage: Eukaryota; Metazoa; Arthropoda; Insecta; Lepidoptera; Nymphalidae
Product: protein yellow-like
Exons: 7
Coding region: 1-1236 (411 amino acids)
Cellular component (GO): extracellular region
Source: RefSeq, a predicted model, not a curated record